Sesamum indicum (sesame) is the source of this 1549-nucleotide messenger RNA. Its product is annotated as uridine nucleosidase 1. Gene Ontology annotation, cellular component: cytosol. Gene Ontology annotation, biological process: purine nucleoside catabolic process. The record is from RefSeq and is a predicted model, not a curated record. Lineage: Eukaryota; Viridiplantae; Streptophyta; Magnoliopsida; Lamiales; Pedaliaceae. Gene Ontology annotation, molecular function: purine nucleosidase activity.
AAUUUUUAGUUAACUAGAUAAAAAAAAAAAGAUGAGUAUAUAUCACCUAAUCCAUUAAAUUUUUUGAGAUGAAUAUGAUUGGUGUUGCUUGGGAGUAGGAAGGUUUUGGGGCGUCAGGAGCGGCGACUUUAUUGCAACAUACAUAUCUUUUACAUCCUAUAUUUUAGGUUAUUAUCAAAGUAAAGAGGAUGUCAUCAUCAUCAUCAUAAGACUCAGAGUUUGACAAUACAACUGCCACCUUUUUGUUUCACUGACAAAAAAGUACACACCUUUUUCCUCCGCCUCCGUGUGUGUUGUGUGUGUUUAAAUACAUACACAGCCACACGAUCAUUCCCUAUUUGGGACCCUUUAACGUGUCUGUUCUUCUUCUGUAAUAUCAAGAAGAAAUGGAGGUUCCCGACAACUCUUUUGCCAAGAAACCUGAAAAAAUCAUCAUUGAUACCGAUCCCGGCAUUGAUGAUAGCAUGGCAAUACUAAUGGCGUUCCGGUCACCGGACGUAGAGAUAUUAGGAUUGACAACAAUUUUUGGUAACGUUAUCACAGAGGACGCGACACGCAAUGCAUUGUUUCUGUGCGAGAUUGCUGGACGUCCGGAUGUUCCUGUGGCCGAGGGCAGUUCUGAACCACUAAAGGGAGGAAAACCACGUGUUUGCGACUUUGUUCAUGGUUCCGAUGGACUGGGGAACAUCUUUGUCCCCCCUCCCAAAUCCAAGAAAUCCAAUAAAUCUGCUUCUGAAUUUUUGGUUGAUGAGGUUUCUGAGUAUCCUGGUGAAGUUUCUAUUCUUGCAUUGGGUCCGCUAACAAAUCUGGCUCUAGCUGUAAAGAGAGACUCAUCCUUUGCGAGCAAGGUGAAGAGAGUGGUGAUACUAGGUGGAGCUUUUUUUGCACUAGGAAACGUUACUCCGGCAGCUGAAGCAAAUAUAUACGGUGACCCAGAAGCUGCAGACAUCGUAUUCACUUCUGGGGCAAACAUUGAUGUUGUCGGCAUAAAUAUCACAACGCAAGUACAACUGACAGACACACACCUAGACGAGCUAAGGAGGUCAGAAGGAAAGCACGCACAACUUAUAUGUGAAAUGUGCAAAUUUUACCGCGACUGGCAUGUCAAAUCUGAUGGCGUCUACGGAAUCUUCCUUCACGACCCUGUGAGUUUUGCGUUGUUAGUUAGGCCGGACCUCUUUACGUUCAAGAAGGGAGUCGUGAGGGUGGAGACGCAGGGCAUUUGUGUAGGGCAUACGCUAAUGGACCAAGGAUUGAAGACAUGGAACUCAAGCAACCCAUGGUCAGACCAUUCUCCUGUCUCAGUCGCAUGGACUGUUAACGUGGAACAAGUCCUUUGUUUUGUUAAGGAAAAUUUAAUGAAGCCCUGAUUGUUUCGAUGUUCAUAGGUGAAAUGAAAUGCUUUGAUGCCUUGGUAUCAGCCAUUUAAGUCUUCCUCGUACUGCUAACAUUGUUGCGGAUUAAGUUUCAGUUAAUGUUUUUGCCUAUAGAACAGCAAUAUUGUUCUCUUCACAUACGCAGUUUCUCUUGAAACAACUAUUAGUGUCCA